Durusdinium trenchii is the source of this 975-nucleotide messenger RNA. The record is from the annotation of a GenBank genome assembly. NCBI's taxonomy places the organism in Eukaryota, Dinophyceae, Suessiales, Symbiodiniaceae.
UGUUGACAAAGCCCUUUGCAUCGUCAUGUGUUGGCAAUGGCCUGCUACUUGCUUCGGGCUUCAUAUGGCAGACCCUUGAUUCCUGUGUUGGAAGCUGCGGCUCGACACUGUUUGUGCCUCUCACGCCAUUCCUUUGGCACUGGCACGAAGCAGCUUGUUGCAUCGCGUCCGCGGAUUUCGCAGACACCAACUGUUUCCCUGAAGAGUGACCUGGACUCACUUGCAGCGGAGCUGAACGCCACACCAGGGAUUGCUGAUGCACUCAUUCCAUGGGACAACAGCGAAAGACAGCUGCAGAGUCCUGCAAAGGGUAUGGUAGCGCAACAGCAAGAGGUCUGGCAUCAGCAGUUGUCAGAAGACAGGAUUUUAGAGUGGCAAAACAGGAUGCAGAUCCAGAAAGCUCUCUUGAGAAAGGCGCUGGCCGGAGCGAAGAAGGCACCCACGGUGGUGGACGAUCUGCCGCCAGAGACGGUGGAGGAGAUCUUCUCGGCUUUGGUGGUGGAUCCGCAACGAGAGCUCGCUCUCCGAAGAGACUAUCGACGUGUUGAGUCGUUGGCUUUGCAGCUGGAGCAUGUCCUGGCUUGCCCAACGCCACAGCUGAAGAAGCUUCUGCAGGGUCGACCAGUGCGCAUCUCCAGGGUGGAACCCAGUUCCGAAGCCAACACGGCUUUGGUCCUUUUCGAGUGCGACGACGAAGAGAAGCUAUCUCUGCAGAAGCGGCUAACUAGAGCAGCCCGCGUUGUAGGGACAGCUUUGGCACGGCGCUUGUGUUUGAAUUCGGUGCCGACUCUGGAAUUUGCUCCUGUUUCAGAGAUGGACAAGAACACGACAGCUGAAACUGGGCUGAGCUUGACAUCUAGCCCGCGGCUGCAGAAGAGGUCGAGGAGGAUACUGAUUCACAAGGCCAUGCAGUCAUGGGCGAAGACCAUGAAUUGGUGAGUGCUGAAAGCAGACAAGCUUUUGCGAGUUGAGAAA